AUGAGUGCUGCCACAGCUGUGAACGGGCAUCACGAUGCUGCCACGAUAGCACACGUGCCGGUACUGGCAGACGAUGUCGAUGUCAUUGUCAAUGCCGCUGAGAAUGCGAACGCCGACGCCCUUGCGGCUGCGGUUGCAAUUGCGCCAGAGAGCACCAACGGCAACGGCACCAACGGCAACAGCACCAGCAGCAACAGCAACAACGGGAACCAGUGUAACGACAGCCGGGGCUGGGUGGUUCAGAAGUUUGGCGGGACGAGCGUGGGGAAGUUUGCUGUGAAGAUCGCAGAGGAUAUUGUACGGCCGGGCCUCAAGCAUAAUAAAAUCGCCGUCGUCUGCUCUGCACGAAGUACUGGCAAGAAGGUCGAAGGUACCACAAGCCGGUUACUGGAGAUUUACGGUGUCCUUGAAUCUGUGAACGUCGUCAAUGAUGCCGAAUCGGUCCAUUACGAGAGCCUGGUCAGCGAGUAUGAGAGACUAGUCUAUGUCAUAUCAGAGGACCAUGUCGCUGCGGCGGAAUUGCACAUUCGGGACGAAGACAUACGUUUGCGACUUAUAAGGGAGGUCCGGGAUGAAUGCAAGGAAAUUGUAGACUAUAGAGCAGCGGCACAAAGAUGGCAUUUGGAAAUCGACUCCAGAUCUAAGGACCGGAUUGUCAGUUUCGGGGAGAAGCUCAGCUGCCGGUUUGUUGCAGCCUUACUACAGGACCGGGGCGUCGAUUCCGAGUAUGUAGAUCUCUCUGAUGUGGUUCAUUACAAAUCCACUAGGAAAGGGCUGGGACAAGAUUUUUACGAGCACAUGGCUGCUACUCUCAGGGAGAAGGUUUUAGCUUGCGGGCACAGAGUGCCAGUCCUUACUGGAUACUUUGGAACGGUGCCAGGCGGUUUGAUGGAUGGCGAAAUUGGUAGAGGAUACACCGAUCUAUGUGCUGCUCUCAUUGCUGUAGGCAUCCAAGCCGAGGAGCUGCAGGUCUGGAAGGAGGUGGAUGGCAUAUUUACGGCCGAUCCGACAAAGGUCCCCACCGCGAGAUUACUCCCUACUAUUACUCCGUCUGAAGCCGCCGAGCUGACGUUCUACGGCUCCGAAGUCAUCCACCACCUGACGAUGGACCAAGCCAUCCACGCAACACCACCCAUUCGAAUCCGGAUCAAGAACGUCAAGAACCCCCAGGGUAACGGAACUAUCAUCUUGCCCGAUCCGAAAUUGGACUCCCAUCGACUUUCACAUUCCAGGAGUUCAAGCUCUUUGAGUCUGAGGAAAUCACCCAAGCGGCCGACCGCCGUUACCAUUAAAGACAAAAUCUCCGUUAUCAAUGUCCACUCAAACAAGCGGUCCAUCUCGCACGGAUUCUUCGCCAAAGUCUUCUCCAUCCUCGACAGCCGACAGCUAUCAGUUGACCUCAUCUCCACCAGUGAAGUUCACGUCUCGAUGGCAAUCCAUUCAGCCAAUAUUCCCGAUGGCGAGCUACAGAAAGCAAAAGCAGAUCUUGAGCAGUGUGGCGAGGUCAGCGUUCUAAAUAAUAUGGCCAUUCUCUCCCUAGUGGGCGCAGAAAUGAAGAAUAUGAUCGGUGUUGCUGGUCAUAUGUUUUCCACGCUUGGAGAAAACCAUGUAAAUAUUGAAAUGAUAUCACAAGGUGCGAGCGAGAUCAACAUAUCCUGCGUAAUCGACGCCUACGAAGCGACGAGGGCUAUGAACAUCCUGCACACGAAUCUCUUUACAUUUCUCGAGUGA
Messenger RNA from Venustampulla echinocandica, 1731 nucleotides. Its product is annotated as Aspartokinase. The record is from RefSeq and is a predicted model, not a curated record. Gene Ontology annotation, molecular function: aspartate kinase activity. Lineage: Eukaryota; Fungi; Ascomycota; Leotiomycetes; Helotiales; Pleuroascaceae. The transcript has 5 exons. Bases 1 to 1731 code for a protein of 576 amino acids. Gene Ontology annotation, biological process: amino acid biosynthetic process.